CACAAUGCUUAUUAGAAAAUAAAAUAAAUCUACUAGAUGAACAUGAUCCAAUUGUUAUAGCAUCAAAAAAACAAAAGCAACAAUGGACUCGAACAGAUGCCACUGAAGAUAAGUAUAUCUAGGUUUUAUGAAAUCAUGUUGAUGAGAGACAGAGAGACUUCAUGUUCCAGAAGUUUUUCCGAUGUAAGCGAAGAAUUACGGUACUCUGCGUAGAUGAUCCCUCACCCUCACCCUCAUCGUUGAUCUUACUAUAUUAAAGAGUCAAGAGUAGAAUAAAUCUUGAGAGCAAAGACUAUUGGUGUUGUGUUGAGAUGGCUUUGUCUAGCGUUCGCCAUGACGAGGAAGUUAGAUGAGCGGUUAGCAAUGAUCAGUAUCGUCUGACUUGCAUCAUGUGAAACUCUAUUGUUCAAAUACAAUUAUAGGUGUUGCCUCAAGUCCUCAAGGAAUUGUGUGGCUAUAUGAGAGACAACAGUUUUCUGCAAAUGCGCCAGCUAUGUUUAAUAUGCCUUAUGCAUUAAAAAUGAAGAAGAAUAAAGUAUGUAUCAGUCGUUUACGUAAUGCGUUAUUGGCCAUGAUUUACAAACACUCGAUAUUAAGAACAAAACUGAUAUAUUCACCUGAAGAAAAAUGCUUAAAACAGUAUAUCAAACCGAUGCCUGAUGAAUUUUUAACGUCGAAUCAUGAUGAUUAUUACUCAUUCCAAAUAAGUAUGGCGAAUAAUGAACAAGAAUUUGAUCAAAUCAUGAUUGGAGAAACAAACAAACACUAUUUCAACUUAGAUACGGGUAUUGUGUUUCGUUGUAAUGUUGUAAAAAUGAAUCAUGACAGAUUGGAUGAUCAAGAUACAUUAAUAAGAGAUGAUGUGAUUGUACUAAAUCUUCAUCAUUCAGCAUUUGACGGGCGUUCGGUAGAACCGUUUAUCAAACAAUUAGAACUGGCGUAUAAAAAUCCUGAAAGUAUGGCGGAUCAGAGUGAUAAAUCCUUACGAUAUAUUGAUUAUACAAUAAAUGAACUGCGAAUGCUACAAGAUGAUUCUCCUGAUUCGGAAAUGAAUAUAGCAAGAGAAUUUUGGAAAACGAUAUUCAAUGGAUAUGAUAUAAAUAAACCUAACAAAGUUUUACCAUACGAUUAUUGUGAAACUGUCGAAAUUGUUGGUCGAUCCGGUUUUGGUGGUACUCUGUGUAGUUCGAUUGAAGAUGAGGAAUUGGUUUGUAGUAUGUUGACACUUGUGCAAGAACAUAACGUGUCUAUGUUUCAAUUAUUUUUAACUUGUUAUCAUUUGUUCAUUUAUAAAUUAACAGAUGAUAAUG
Didymodactylos carnosus is the source of this 1310-nucleotide messenger RNA. The record is from the annotation of a GenBank genome assembly. Lineage: Eukaryota; Metazoa; Rotifera; Eurotatoria; Philodinida; Philodinidae.